UUUGCUUUUCGUUGUUUGCGGAAGGCAACGAGCGCGCGCGGGCUUCGCCUCGCUCUGCGGCUGCUGAAGGGGCGGGAAGAUGGCGCUGGAGGCUCGAGGGAUGGAGCAGGACGUGGAGGACGGCGAAAUUUUGGAGUCCGACUGUGAAAUGCCCAUCUCCGCCGCGGCGAGGAGCCCCCCUCAGAAACAACAUGAUACCUACAGCUCAGCUAGAUCAUUUCCAAACAGCAUUUCACCUUGUGCACCAAGCAUCUCUUAUCGGACAACCAAAAACCUGGACUCAAGUGAUGAGAGUUUCUCAGAUUCAGAUGAAGAUAACUGUCUGUGGAAGCGAAAGCGACAGAAAUGUUCUAACCUUCCUCUGCCUAAACCAGAACCUUUCCAGUUUGGCCCAAAUCCUCCAAAACAGAUAACUGUAGGGGGUAAAAAGAUCAACAACAUCUGGUGUACAGUACUUCAGGAUCAGAAUCAAGAUGAAGUUGCCUCAGAACUUGGGAUUCUGGGGAUGGAAGGAAGCAUUGACAGAAGUCGGGCAUCAGAGACUUACAACUACUUGUUAGCAAAAAAGAUGCGGGAUCAAUCUAAUACAGAAGUAGUUGAGUUGUUAGACAAGGAAUUGGAUGACUAUAUGCAGAGUGGCAAAAAGACAUCAAAGGAGGAGGAAGAAGAAGAGGAAAAUGGACAAGGUCACUUGAAACGGAAACGCCCUAUAAAGGACAGAUUGGAUAAAAGACAAGAAAUGAUUUAUAAAGGGAGAUAUGAAAUUACUGAAGAUGAUCCUGAGGAAAAAGUGGCAGAUGAAAUUGCCUACCGGCUUUGUGAACCAAAGAAGGAUCUGAUUAUACGGGUAGUAAAAAUCAUUGGAAAGAAAAAAUCUAUUGAACUAUUAAUGGAAACUGCUGAAGUGGAACAAAAUGGAGGCCUUCUCAUAAUAAAUGGAAGUAGAAGAAGAACACCAGGAGGAGUCUAUUUAAACUUGCUGAAAAACACUCCUAGCAUAACUGGAGAACAAAUCAAGGAAAUAUUCUAUACUGAAAACCAAAAGGAGUAUGAGAACAAAAAAGCUGCAAAGAAGAGGAGAAUUCAAGUCCUGGGGAAAAAGAUGAAGAAAGCUAUUAAAGGGCUUAACCUUCAAGAAUAUGAUGAUGCCUCUCGAGAGACUUUUGCUAGUGAUACAAAUGAAGCUCUCGCUUCUCUGGAUGACUUACAGGAAGGACACGGUGAAAUGAAAUUGGAUCCAGAAGAUGCUAUUGAUAUAGAUAACACUCAUGAUUUAGAUAUCUUUUAAUGUACUGGAUACUUGAGAGUCCAUAAUCUUUGUGAGAUUCAUUAAAUUGCAGGUUUUAUAUUAUGACUAUAUCUUGUUUUCAUUAGUUGCAAUAGUAUAUACUAUGUGGAUCCGUGGUGUGCUGAAGACAGCCUUUUCAAUUUCAUACUUAAUAUAAUAUUUAAGCUUUCAGUUUGCUUCAGAUCAUGAAUUUUUCAGAUCUCUACCCUUUGUUUCUGUCCUCACACCUAGUUAGGCUGUGUUCACUCACCCCAGCAUUUGUUUUAUACAAGAAUAAAACUGCGUAUUCUCAUUCCA
Varanus komodoensis (Komodo dragon) is the source of this 1585-nucleotide messenger RNA. It is a transcript of the gene PHAX, whose product is annotated as phosphorylated adaptor for RNA export. The transcript is spliced from 5 exons. Lineage: Eukaryota; Metazoa; Chordata; Lepidosauria; Squamata; Varanidae. Bases 80 to 1288 code for a protein of 402 amino acids. Gene Ontology annotation, biological process: snRNA export from nucleus. Gene Ontology annotation, cellular component: nucleus. The record is from RefSeq and is a predicted model, not a curated record.